Molecule: messenger RNA, 2449 nt
Organism: Neocloeon triangulifer
Lineage: Eukaryota; Metazoa; Arthropoda; Insecta; Ephemeroptera; Baetidae
Product: XK-related protein 6-like
Exons: 5
Coding region: 274-1644 (456 amino acids)
Biological process (GO): engulfment of apoptotic cell; phosphatidylserine exposure on apoptotic cell surface; apoptotic process involved in development
Cellular component (GO): plasma membrane
Source: RefSeq, a predicted model, not a curated record
ACAUUACCAAUCAGCGUCGCCGAGUGAAUCGCUGCAGGCAACGCAACUAGUCACAGUCACUACCACUGACUACACUAGUCUCGGCCUUGACUAGACAUUUCGAUCUAGCUUCACGUUUUCUUGUUAUGUAUGUUGGGCAAGAUCGGACGCCUUAAUCAUCACACUUGAUCAUCAUGACCGAUUACGGGACGAAUCUGCGCACCUGAGGAGAUGCAUUUGCUGAAAAUUGCGUCGGAGCGAUUGACGAGAGCGACAGACUGACGAAAGAUCAUCAUGGGAUCCACAGUGAAGGAGGAAGCAAGCCGCCUGACAGCACCCUGCGAGUGCAAGGGUCGCGACGAGACGGACACGGUUCCCAACCACCGCUACCACGUCCACACGUGGGAGCUGCUGAUCCUAAUUUUCUCCAUCAGCAGCUACAUCAUUGAUAUUCUCUUCGACAUCAACCUAUCUCGGGUGUUUUUCGGUGAAGGCAAAGUCACCUACGCUGUGCUGACCUUGAUGUUUGUGCUUGUGCCCUCAAUGAUAACAAUCGCUUUGAGUGUUAGAUGGUACAUGCAGGACGAGGCUGGAGAGGUGACAGACAAACGUUCCAAAGGGUGCUGGGUGCUCAGGUUUUUCGUCAUGAUGCUGCAACUAGCACCGGUUUUGAGGUAUACUGAUUCGUGGCACCAUGGUUGGAAAUGUAGGCAGGCCGAGAAAAGAAAGGAUUUUGAGAAUCAAAAGCGCUACUACAAACUGAUGCUAAAAGAAGAUGCCGACGCUGCCUUGCUGAGGGUUUUUGAAUGUUUUCUUGAAGCUGCACCACAGCUUGUUCUGCAGUUCACAAUAAUCAUGAUAGAAACCAAAGAUUUGGGCCUAGAUAAAGUUAUCAGUGACCUUGGCUUAAAGGAUGCACCUCAGGCACUCUCCAUUAUAACAUCGUUAAUUAGCAUUGCUUGGUCCAUGGCCUCUUACCAAAGAUCGAUUCGAUUCGCCACAGACCAUAAACAGAAUAUUUCUGUUGCUGGCAGUGCCCUUCAAUUCACGUGGCACAUUCUCAUAGCAGUAUCAAGAAUUCUCUCCUUCAGCAUUCUUGCCUCAAAGUAUCCCAUCUGGACUGGUGUUAUAGUAGUUUGUCACUGUCUUGUAAUGACCAUUUGGCUGACCUAUUGGAAGCCUCCACCUGGCUGCGAAGGCUACACCUAUGCCUGGACCGUGGCUUACAGCUGGAUCCUUGGCCUAGUAUAUCUGUUCGUCUACAUCUCAACCAUUCAAGGCCGAACGAGAAAUUUUUACCUCUUCUACUAUUCGAUUUUCUUUUUUGAGAAUCUUGGAAUGUUGACCUGGUACGCUUGCAGUAUUUACAACGAAACGCAGCCUUGGUAUUUCACUAUGGUCUUCGUUGGAGCUUCUGUUAGCUUUUUUGCUGGCAUUAUUGUCAUGCUCGUCUAUUAUGGGUGGUUCCAUCCCACUGCUGAAAAGAGUUUUGAUCUUCCGAAAGAGUCAAUUUGCAGGCAGAGGUGCCACAAUUCAAAUUCUACUCUCCAAAUAAAUGAUCUGAACGAAACCAUUGAUGACGACUUGGAACAGAUAAAGUUAGAUAAUUGUGUCAUAACUUUUCGAAACACGGAUGAAGACUUGACUGCUUCUGCAUGUAGUUAGUCUAGAAAGAAUUUAGGAAUCGCAUGAAGUGGACAGGUGGCCGAAACAGGCUGAAUAUUAUAUUUUGUAAAUAUAUAAUCUACUUAACAAUUGCUGAAACCUUUUUAAAAAAUUUACAUUCUUAGUCCACUUGUCCACUGGAUGCUAUGAUUGCUAGUCUGCAGAUCUUUACUGAUCCUGACCAAUUGCUGAUCAAACCAUGUUGCCUUUGCAUUCUGGCGCAAUUCACAAAUUUUUGCUGCCGCUGUGAUCUUAAAAUAUUGAGCAGGGUGUUAGGAAAUUUAUUUUUUCUCGUUUGUAUGAUUUUGCAGCUUUGAAAUAGUUUUAGUUGUUAAAUCAUUAAUAUUUUAAUGCUUAAUUUGAAGCAAAUGUAAAUAUAUUUCUAAAUUGUAAACCCUGCUCUUACAGUAACGUUGGCCCAUACAAAAUUUUGAAAUUCCAUUUACUCAAUAAUAGUUCUACUUAGAAAAAUUGCUGCAAUGCUGUGUAUUUGAAUGCUUUUUGUUCAAACAAUGCGUCCAGCUUCUUUAUUAUUCAUGCAUUGCAGUCCAAACCAUAACACUGUAAUGCCAAUUUCUACUGUUUAUGUAAUGGUGUAAUUUAUUUUUAGCAUAGAUUUACACUGUCUUUCAUACAAAAUCUCUCUAAUUUGUUAAAUAUUGAAAUGUAAAACUAAAAUGUACUAAAAAUGAAAUUGUUGGUCACUGAAUUAUAAGAUGUCAUGUUCCUAUUUUUGUACAUUCAGUGUAUACCUUUUUCACAUCCAGAUCUUUUUGAAACCAAAUAAAACAAAUCUUUUAACUGA